Molecule: messenger RNA, 1028 nt
Organism: Anopheles funestus (African malaria mosquito)
Lineage: Eukaryota; Metazoa; Arthropoda; Insecta; Diptera; Culicidae
Gene: Nubpl
Product: iron-sulfur protein NUBPL
Exons: 2
Coding region: 111-1013 (300 amino acids)
Biological process (GO): iron-sulfur cluster assembly; mitochondrial respiratory chain complex I assembly
Cellular component (GO): mitochondrion
Molecular function (GO): ATP binding; ATP-dependent FeS chaperone activity; 4 iron, 4 sulfur cluster binding
Source: RefSeq, a predicted model, not a curated record
UGUUAUUUUUCAUCAGUUUCAUCAAAUGCCAAAUUGUGUCAAAAUAAACAAACAUACUAUCCGGUGCGAAGUUUACGAAACUACACAAAAGCCGACAUCGUCGAAACCAAAUGAUAUUCAACAGUUCAACGUGUGUUUUAGCUGCACAUCAGUCUACUAGGCUAUGGUUAAAUACGGGAUCCAAAAUGUUAUGUUCGAAAGUAAAUCAACGACAAGCCGAGUUGAUGGCUAGGAGCUUACCAAAAAGAAUGCCGCUACCGGGUGUACAAAACAUUGUCGUAGUUUCGUCCGGGAAGGGUGGUGUAGGUAAGACAACAACGGCCGUGAAUCUUGCCGUUACACUGGCUCGCCAUGGCAAGACAGUGGGAUUGUUAGACGGGGACAUAUUUGGCCCAUCCGUUCCCAGAAUGAUGAACAUUAGCGAAGCACCACUGGUAGAUGAACAAAACAGAAUGAUUCCAUUGGUCAAUUACGGUGUUAAAUGCUUAUCCAUGGGUUUACUGGUCGAAACGGGACCCGUGGUUUGGCGUGGUCCACUGGUAAUGUCCGCCAUUCAGCGGUUACUGAAGGGUGCAUUCUGGGGCCAACUCGAUAUCUUGAUCGUUGACACACCGCCCGGAACUGGUGAUGUACAUCUUUCGCUCAGUCAAAAUAUACCCAUCGAUGGAGUAGUGUUGAUCAGCUCUCCUCAAGCUGCAGCUCUAGAUAUUACGAAAAAAGGAGCACAAAUGUAUCGGACGCUUCAAGUACCGUUGAUCGGUUUGGUAGAAAACAUGAGCCACGUCGUUUGUGAUAACUGUUCGAACCGAAUAGAGUUAGCAGAAAAUUUGACCGACAAGUAUGUAGAGGAACUUUCGAUCGAAGUGCUUGCGCGUGUUCCGAUCGAAAAGGACGUUAUGCAAUGCAGCGACGCAGGGACGCCCGUUUGUUUGAAGUUUCCUAACUCCCAACUGGCCAAAGCGUACGAUAUGAUCGCAACGAAAGUGAUCGAUUUUUUAUCUAUUAAACAGUAACUACGGUUUACUUUA